Messenger RNA from Zingiber officinale, 942 nucleotides. RefSeq lists its product as uncharacterized. Bases 1 to 903 code for a protein of 300 amino acids. NCBI's taxonomy places the organism in Eukaryota, Viridiplantae, Streptophyta, Magnoliopsida, Zingiberales, Zingiberaceae. The transcript has 2 exons. The record is from RefSeq and is a predicted model, not a curated record.
AUGAAUAUAAAUCAAAUGCAAGCUCAAGGUUCAAGUAAAUUACCUUCUCAAACAAUGCCAAACCCAAAAAAUGUGAGUACGUUGACUCUUCGAAGUGGAAAAACCACAACAGAACCAAUAAAAAAAGUUCCAAUUGGAUCAGAUUUUGUUGCAUCAAUUCCGGAUUCACAUUUAAAAGAUUUUGUAUCAAGAAAUUUGAAUUCAGAACCCACUCAACCAGUUCAGAUCAGUGGAAGAAAUACAUCAGAACAAACUUCAACAACUUUUUGUUCAGCAGAACAAAAUGACUCACAUUCAACUCCAAUUUCAGCUCAAAAUAUAGAGAAAGAAUCACAACAGCAAGGUAUUGAGGUUGCUGUACCAUUACCUUUUCCUCAAAGAAGAGUCCAACAAAGGAAAAAUGUUGAGGAAGAGAAAGCUAAGGAAUUUCAAGAACUCGUGAAUUUGUUUAGCAAAGUGGAGGUGAAUGUGCCCUUGUUAACCAUGAUAGAACAAGUUCCGAAAUAUGCAAAAUUUCUCAAGGAUGUAUGUUUGCAUAAGAAGAAAUUAAAGGGGAAUGAACUAGUUAGCAUGGGAAAAAAUGUUUCAACCCUUAUUCAACCCAUUCCUCAGAAGUGUGAUGAUCCAGGAGUUUUCACCGUGCCAUGUACUAUUGAAAAUUAUGUGUUUGAGGAUGCUAUGCUGGAUUUAGGAGCUUCUAUUAAUGUAAUGCCGAAAUCAGUUUUUCUAUCAUUAGGUAUUGGUCCUCUACAGCCUACGGGAGUUGUUAUUCAGUUGGCCAACCGUAGUCAGGCUCAUCCAGCUGGAGUGAUUGAGAAUGUUUUGGUUAAAGUGCGUGACCUUAUAUUUCCAGCUGAUUUCUACAUUUUGGAUAUGGAAGGUAAAGGAAAAGCUAAGAUAUGAAGGGAGACGACAGGAUGGUGGUGGUGAUGAAGGUGUGUG